This is a messenger RNA of Oncorhynchus nerka (sockeye salmon), 2889 nucleotides long. Its product is annotated as heat shock 70 kDa protein 13-like. The transcript is spliced from 5 exons. Lineage: Eukaryota; Metazoa; Chordata; Actinopteri; Salmoniformes; Salmonidae. Gene Ontology annotation, cellular component: cytosol; cytoplasm; nucleus. The record is from RefSeq and is a predicted model, not a curated record. Bases 84 to 1421 code for a protein of 445 amino acids. Gene Ontology annotation, molecular function: ATP binding; ATP-dependent protein folding chaperone.
AGUAACGACCGUCAAGCGGUGACAACAUAUUAGCCUAGAUUACGUUUUACUACGUCUCAGUUCGGGGGGAUCAGUACUUGACAAUGGCUGGGGAAAUGUCUAUGAUCGGAUCGGUCAUUCUGGCUCUUUUUCUAGCUGGCUAUCUGGGCCAACAUUAUCUGCCUCCACCGAAACCAAAAGUAAUCGGCCUAGAUCUGGGGACCACUUUCUGCUCAGUGGGAGUAUUCCACCCGGGUACCGGGGAUGUGGAGGUGAUAGGGGAUGAGGAGGGGCGGAAGAGCAUCCCUAGUGCGGUGUCGUUCACACCUACCGAAGUUUUCGCCGGUUACGAGGGUCAGGAUCUGGCCGAAAACAAUCCUCAAAACACCAUCUAUGAUGCCAAGCGGUUUAUUGGAAAGAUAUUCGAACAAGAUCUCCUUGAGCAGGAAAGUGCUCGCUAUCCAUUCAAGGUGAUAAAUAACAAUGGCAGUGCAGAGUUCUUGGUCACCACCAACCAGACGUUCACAGUUACUCCCGAGUUCAUUAGUUCUCGGCUGCUGCUGAAGAUGAGGAAGAUGGCAGAGCAUCACCUGGGUGUCCCCAUCAAGAGGGCUGUGAUCUCUGUCCCUGCUGAGUUUGAUGAUAGACAGAGGAACUACACCAUCAGGGCUGCCAACCUGGCCGGACUGGACAUCUUGCGUGUGAUCAACGAGCCCACGGCUGCAGCGAUGGCGUAUGGGUUACACAAGGUGGACGUGUUCAACGUACUGGUGGUAGACCUGGGAGGAGGAACGCUGGACGUCUCUCUGCUCAAUAAACAAGGGGGCAUGUUCCUCACCAGAGCCAUGGCAGGUAACAACAAGCUGGGGGGGCAGGACUUCAGCCAGAGGCUGCUCCAGUACACCAUGGAGAGGGUCCGCCAGCAGUACGGCGUUCCUCCCACCCUCAAAGAGGACAUCCACCGCCUCCGCCAGGCCGUGGAGAUUGCCAAACUCAACCUCACCCUGCAGCUCAGUGCCCACCUCAGGGUACCCCUGCACCUGGAGCCCCAAGGGGACCCCAAGAAACCACCACAGGGGCCCGCCAAGGACCCAAUCCCAGUCAUCUUCCAAGCAGUCAUCACCCGUGAGCUGUUUGAAGAGUUGAACGACGACCUCUUUCAGAAGGUUCUGGCACCUGUAGAGACAGUGCUGGCCGAGGGCCGCCUGGGGAAGGAGGAGGUGGAUGAGAUAGUUCUGGUGGGAGGCUCCACCCGCAUCCCUAGGAUCAGGAAGCUGAUCAGUGGAUACUUUGGGAAGGAGCCCAACACCUCAGUGGACCCAGACUUGGCAGUGGUGACCGGGGUGGCCAUCCAGGCUGGCAUCAUGGGUGGCUCCUGGCCCCUACAGGUCAGCGCUAUAGAGAUCCCCAACAGACACCUCCGCAAGACCAACUUCAAUUGAUCUAGUCUAGAGAGGUGGCAAUGGACAUAAAGAUGCCACCAGACAGAGACUUUCCAUAUUAAAGGAUGGGCUGCAUUUUAACUGUUAAUUGUCCUUCUCCAUCUUCACCACGUGUGCAAUAGUCCUAUGAGGUUAAAAUAUGAUCUUCAGCUCUAAUAAUAGAUCCUGGAAUAUAUUUUCACAGAGAAACUCAACCAUCACUUGUUUACUGCUGGCCCAAUUUAUUGGACCAACUGUGGUAGAUUGAAAUGGUAUUCAAUUCAGGGAACAACCUUUAUUUCUACAGAACUGUGACCAGCCAAUACACCUUCAGCUAUUUAUUUAUUUAUAGUGUGUCUGUGCAUGUGUGCGAGCGUGUUUGUACUGCGUGGGGGUGGGGGUACAGCACAUUAGGAGUAUUUGUUUUUCAGCGGAUGACAACACGCUUGUGCCUUUUCAGAGAGCUGCUGUGUGGAGCUGUACUGUGCUUUUAAGCCACCUGAUAUGAACUACCACCAGUCAUAUUGACUAGGGCAGUAUUCUAUUAGAGUUUUGGACCAAAUAUGUUUGCACAUAUUGUUAGGCUACUGCUUGAAUGUAAAGCUACUAUGUUCAGCUUAGCGAGAUGUCGGUAUUGUAUUGGAUAACUGAUGAAUUGUCAAAAUAAGGGGCAUACCAACUUAGGCUAAAUAUUGCACUUUGAAAAUGAUAGAACUUGUUAGCCAGCAUCAUUCUGGUGCAAUUGAAUUAUAAGAAUCACAGAGUACACGGUCUGACAUUUGGUACUUCAGCAGACACUCUGGAUAAGAGUGAUUUACAGGAGCAAUUAGGAUUAAGCACCUUGCUCAAGGGCAUGUUGACAAUUUUCACCUUGUCGGCUCGGGGAUUCAAACCAGCGCCCUUUGGUUACUGGCCCAACGCUCUUAACCACUAAGCUACCUGUAUAUAGAAGUACUUAUUGUAAGUGCCAUAAAAAGACCCAAGGCUUAUGGUGGUGCGUGUUACGGUGUGCCACAAGACCGCUGGUUGUAGAGUAAUGGCUGGUUAGAGCCCCUGGCAUUGGAGAGCAAACAUGUUGGUUGAUCAUUUACUACUAUUAGUCCAUUCUAAUUAUCUCAUGUAGGGAAUGUACAUUCCAAAAUACCAGUCUACUUAGGGCUGAUGCAGGGGACAACUGUAAAUACUGUAUGCAUUCCUUGUUGAACAUGCCUCAGAUAAUGUACUGAUUGCAGUUCUCUAUAGUAAUAUGCUAUAGGAAUUUCUGAGUACGUAAUUUAAGAUUUUUGUACUGCACGUUUAGCUUAUUCUUCAAAUCACCCCUCUCAUAUGGCCCCAUUAGAUAUCUUGUGCUACAUGCUGCUUUAACUAAAUUUCCCUAAAUACCAUUAUUGAAUUUGUCGUGAAAUUGUAUUUUCUUUAUGAGCUUUAUUACAAACAAAUCCAUUCAGACAGACAUCGCCAUUGAAGGGGAAAUAAACAUUCAGAUGCA